Molecule: messenger RNA, 734 nt
Organism: Parus major (Great Tit)
Lineage: Eukaryota; Metazoa; Chordata; Aves; Passeriformes; Paridae
Gene: PNMT
Product: phenylethanolamine N-methyltransferase
Exons: 2
Coding region: 369-734 (121 amino acids)
Cellular component (GO): cytosol
Molecular function (GO): phenylethanolamine N-methyltransferase activity
Source: RefSeq, a predicted model, not a curated record
CCUUCCCAUCCCCAUCCCAUUUCUGCCCCUCUCCCAAUCCCUCUCCAUCCAUCCUCAUCCCCUGGGACACUCACGAGGCAGCACAGAGGGGUCACAGCCGCCUCUCGGGGUGGGGGGACAUUUCCCCCGGGCUCAGGGACAGGAUUCCUGGAUGCCCGCAGCCCGGGAAGGGCGGGGAGCCGUUAUCAGCUCCGGGAUGGAUCCGGCCGCGGCCCCGGGGCGCUGGCGCUAACCGGGUUAGGCGGGCUGGAUGAUGGAUGGAGGGAUGCGGGGUGGAUGGAUGGAGCCGUCGCGGCUCCCCGCGGCCCCCCCGGGCCGGGCAGGGAUAAAAGGCGGCGGCGGCGGGGCCGGAGCCGCAGCCCCUCGCCAUGAACAGCCCGGCCGCGCUCCGCGAGGGCUACGAGCACUUCGACCCCCGCGCGUACCUGCGCAACAAUUACCUCCCGCCCCGCGCCGACUUCUCCUCCGAGGAGUUCGUGGUGCCCUGGAAGCUGCGAUGCCUGGCCGAGACCUUCGCCAGCGGUGAGAUCCGGGGGAGGACGUUGAUCGAUGUGGGCUCGGGCCCCACCAUCUACCAACUGCUGAGCGCCUGCGACCACUUCGAGGAGAUCGUGGCCACCGAUUACCUGGCGGUGAACCGGGAGGAGCUGGGCCGGUGGGCGCGGGGCGAGCCCGGAGCCUUCGACUGGAGCCCCUUCAUCCAACACGUCUGCAAGAUCGAGGGGCGCGGGUAG